Messenger RNA from Pseudophryne corroboree (corroboree frog), 2031 nucleotides. RefSeq names its product zinc finger protein 432-like. Gene Ontology annotation, molecular function: DNA-binding transcription factor activity, RNA polymerase II-specific; RNA polymerase II cis-regulatory region sequence-specific DNA binding. Lineage: Eukaryota; Metazoa; Chordata; Amphibia; Anura; Myobatrachidae. Gene Ontology annotation, biological process: regulation of transcription by RNA polymerase II. The transcript has 5 exons. Bases 190 to 1578 code for a protein of 462 amino acids. Gene Ontology annotation, cellular component: transcription regulator complex; PcG protein complex; chromatin. The record is from RefSeq and is a predicted model, not a curated record.
UCCUGUGUCACUGUUACUGUAGACGUGUUACCAGUCCUUAUACAUGAUGUGUUGUAGUGUAUGGCGUGAGAUGGCAGCAAUAUACUGAGCGAUGCAGAGAUCUCACCUGACAGUAAUGUACAGUAGCCAUGAUCCUGCUGUUCGGUAUAUUUCCUGUGGAUACCCUAUGUCAGAGUGCAACUGCUUAAGAUGAUGAUCCAAAUAGAGGGAUUUAAUCCAUGUGCAAGUAUAUGCUUGUGGGGGGUGAGGAGGGGUCGUUAUAAAUACAUGACAGAACUCCAUGUACAGUGUAUAUAUCACAUCAUUGUUUACAGCAUUCUAGCUGAAUGUCUUUUCGGGAGUCCUAGGAAAUCCGUGUUCCUGCUGUGCAAGACGCCGGCCCUCCAAAUGGCUGAGUGUGAGACAGAUGCGGACAGUGGUCCCACUUUGGAUGAUGAGGAGAUAAGCAGUACAUGCUUACAGGAACCACUAAAAUCAGAUAAUCUCACCGUCCGUUUCUCAGUAGAGGAGCUGGAGUCGUUUGAAGAGAGGCAAAAGGAAUCUAGCAAAAAUGAAACAACCGAAAUCCACCAGACCCCGACCUUAGUAGGUUAUAUUUAUGUCAAGCCUGAGAUCGUGUCCCGCAUCCACCGUGGAGAAGAGCUAUGUGUACGGAGCAACUUGUAUUCGCAAAACAGGGACUGCCACACUAGUACUUCUACAAGUAAAGAUGACCAAUCUGAAGAUGAAGGUGGAACACAUGUAAACUUUUGUUACGCCACUCCAGAAGAUGAUGGAAAUAUACAAGAUCCUGCAAGCGAUAAUGUUCCUCAAAUCAUACACAAGGGAUCUUUCCUCAGUGCUCCGCUGGAGAAUACAUUGUGUGACGGAGGAAGUACAUCCAACUCCAGAACUAUUAUAAAGACACCAUGUAUAUCGAGUCUUGCACUGAAAUAUGCUAUAGGGACUGCAACCCCAAUAAACACUCAAGUGAUAGAGGAAACGUGCACUGAAAAGGAUACUCCAUUCCUUGAAAAAGCAAUUAACUUUCCAAAAACCCGGACAAGGAGGAGACAUUUAAUGAGUGGCAGAAGUACUAAUGCCCAAGAUGCAAAUUGCACUUUCAUGGAACGUAAUAUUAACGCUAACUCAGAAGUAAAAGCUGCUAAGCCAGCUAAAUCCUACAUUUGCACUGUGUGUGGCAAGAGUUUUACCCAGAAUGCCAGUCUCAUCAUUCACCAGAGAACUCACACAGGUGAAAGACCUCACGUCUGCAAAGAAUGUGGAAAGAGUUUUAUCAGCAGCGCUUACCUAGUCAUGCACCAGAGAAUUCACACUGGAGAACGGCCAUACGUGUGUAAGGAGUGCGGGAAAAGCUUUAUAAACAGUUCCAAUCUUAUUAUCCACAGGAGAGUGCAUACAGGAGAACGACCCUACGUCUGCACUGAAUGUGGCAAGAGUUUCCGGCACAGUUCUGACCUGGUCAGACAUCAAAAAGUCCAUACUGGGGAAAGGCCCUACACUUGCAAUGAAUGUGGAAAAUGCUUUUUUCGCAGCUCACAUUUGAUUAGGCACCGCAGGGUUCACAACAAAAUCUAGAAAAAUGUCUUCAUAUAAUUAAUUUAUCAGUGUACUUAUUUAAUUUUUUGUGUAAUUCAAUUUCAUGCAUUGCCAAAUAUUUUAGUUGGACAUAUUAAGCUUAUCCAACCGCUGCCUCACAUACUACAAGUCCCAGUAUACUCUGACAGCCGGGUAUUGCCAAAGCAUGCUGGGAGAUCCACAGGUUUCUGGUUUAAGCCAGGAUACCCCUCCAUUUUUGCAGGGAUAUUUUUAUGCAGAUGUGUACAUUCCUGUUGUUCAUGAAAAUCUACCUAUGUAUCCUAACUAGUUAACCUUGCCUAGUCUUUUGCUUGGUAAAUAUCUGCCCAAAUAUUGAUGUUUUAGCAUGUUUUCUUGCAACAGGUAUAAUGAGCCAUAUGAUUACAGGUUUAUGGUUGGCUUACAUUUUACUUUUGUUCUUCCUGUAAUGUUAACACGUCUCAUUCCAAUCUG